CGCUCUAUAGUGACUGUAGUCGUGGAGACAGUUACUUACCAACGGGCGCAACACUCAGCAACAGCAGCAGCAUCUGGAAGUCAGAGUGGAAAAGAGAGCAGUACGAGGGCAGAACUUUUCUCAAACAAAGAAUGCAGAACGCAGAGGGAGGGUCAGACACCACGACCACCGUGGCAGCGCUGCGGACGUCAUCAUCAGCCCAGGCGCCUGUGGUACAACCCGUCCCAGCUUCACAGCAGAGGGUGCUGGUUCAAGCUGUGGGCUCAGCUCAGAAAGGAGGACAAGUACAACAGAUCUCAGUACCCAGAGUUCAACAGGUUCCUCAGCAGGUGCAGCAGGUGCAGCAUGUCUACCCAUCCCAAGUCCAGUACGUUGGAGAAAGUGGAGAGGCUGUUUAUACAAAUGGAACCAUCCGAGCAGCUUAUUCCUAUAAUCCCGAGAGUCAGCUGUACGGGCAAAACAGUGGGGGAACAUACUUUGACUCUCAGGCUGGUGGAGCUCACGUCACCACAGUGGUCUCCUCUGCCAGUGGUGGCGUGCCCCCGCAUGGCAUGGUUGGUAUUGCUAUGGAAGUGGGCAGUAGUCACAUCAUCUCCAGCGGCAGCCCCUACCUGAUCCACGGAGGAAGUAUGGAGGGAAGUCGCAACCACAUAUCUCACUCAUCACGCUCCUCCUCGGCUAUGCUUGAAAUGGCGAUUGAAAACCUCCAAAAGUCUGAAGGAAUUGCAAGUCACAAAAGCAGCCUGCUCAACAGCCAUCUGCAGUGGCUGCUGGACAACUACGAGACGGCGGAGGGGGUGAGCCUGCCCCGCUGCUCCCUCUACAACCACUACUUGAGACACUGUCAGGAGCAGAAACUGGACCCAGUCAACGCGGCAUCUUUUGGCAAACUCAUCCGCUCGGUCUUCAUGGGCCUGAGAACGCGCCGCCUUGGCACCAGAGGCAACUCCAAGUAUCAUUACUAUGGCAUCCGGGUGAAGCCAGACUCUCCUCUCAACCGGCUGCAGGAGGACACCCAGUACAUGGCCAUGAGGCAGCAGCCGGUGCACCAGAAGCAGAGGUUCAAGCCUCUGCAGAAGGUGGACAGCAUGUCUGACAGUCUGUGUGGAGGCCCUCAGGCCUGCAACAGCACUCCAGAGCAGUCUGUGGCUGCACAGAGCCAGCACCACCAGCAUUACAUCGAUACGUCUCACACCCUGCCUCAGUUUCCCCCUCUGGACGUGGGCUCCCAGCCUCUACCUGAGCGCAUCAACAUGAGUGACAUCAAGAAGCUGAAAACACUGUACAGAGACCACUGUGAGGCUACUUUGGAUGUGGUGAUGAAUCUCCAGUUCCACUACAUUGAGAAACUCUGGCAGACGUUUUGGUGUUCCACAGCGCCAUCUAGUGACGGAAGCACAUCCAUUCCCAGCAGUGAUGACGACAUGGAAGGUACUAUUCCCAGAGAGAAGCUCGUGGCUCUGUGUAAAUAUGAACCAGUGCGACUGUGGAUGAGGAGCUGCGAUCACAUCCUGUACCAGGCUCUAGUGGAGGUCCUCAUCCCGGAUGUGUUGCGUCCCGUUCCCAGCACUCUCACUCAGGCCAUCAGGAACUUUGCUAAAAGUCUGGAGGGCUGGCUAACCAACGCCAUGACCAGCUUCCCACAAGAGAUUGUUCGCACUAAGGUGGCUGUAGUCAGUGCUUUUGCGCAGACUUUGAGACGUUACACAAGUCUGAACCAUCUGGCCCAGGCAGCACGAGCCGUCCUCCAGAACACCUCCCAGAUCAACCAGAUGCUCUCCGAUCUCAACCGCGUGGACUUUGCCAACGUUCAGGAGCAGGCGUCGUGGGUUUGUCAGUGUGACGAGAGCGUGGUGCAGCGUCUGGAGCAGGACUUUAAGGUCACCCUGCAGCAGCAGAGCUCUCUGGACCAGUGGGCCACAUGGCUGGAUAAUGUGGUUUCUCAGGUCCUAAAGCCUCACCAGGGGAACCCCAGCUUCCCAAAAGCUGCCCGCCAGUUCCUGCUAAAGUGGUCUUUCUACAGCUCCAUGGUGAUUAGAGAUCUGACUCUGCGCAGUGCUGCCAGUUUUGGCUCCUUCCACUUGAUCCGCCUGCUUUAUGACGAGUACAUGUUUUACCUGGUGGAACACCGCGUGGCUCAGGCCACCGGAGAAACCCCGAUCGCCGUCAUGGGGGAGUUCAGUGACCUGAGCUCCAUGAUGCCAUCGCUUUUGGAGAAAGAUGCGUCUGACGAGAUGAGCAGCAUGGGUGGCGGCGGCGGUGACGACGAUGCGUCCAGGGAGACUUCCGAACCGUCUGUGAAAAGGGAGAGGAUCGAUAUGAGCCAAUCUCUGCAGGAGAUGUGAGGACCGGCAUCUCUACGAGAAGGUGGUUUCCAGGGCCUUUACGGUGUGCAAUGUACAUAGAGAAAAAGGUGUAGCAGUGUCAGUCAUCCAGAUGUUAAACAUUAUUCUUUAAUGUCUUUUUUUAUUUUAACUCACGAGGAUGUAACACAGGCCUGAUUGUUUUCCUGUUGCAACUGUGAAUGACUUAUGUGUAAUAUAUUCUCAUAUACCUUAAGUGGUGUUUUUUUUUUUUUUAAUCUUCUACAGUCAAAUCUCAAUUAGCUGUGCCAUGGUGACAUUUGAGUGCCUUAGAUUGCUGUGUUUGAAACCACCACUACAGAUGUCUGCCUGUGUCCCUCAGCUGUGCCUCAACCGCAGUAUGAAUGUAUCGGCUCCAAACCUCAAACUUUCGAAGCACCUUUAACGUUGACUAGGUGUUGCUUUGCUCUCCUCGUUGCCUCUGCUGCAGCUCCGACAUACGAAGAAGACCGUGCAGCCUACAGAUCCAAAGGACUUUUCUCCGUUAUUCCCACUAGUGCUGCGUCGGGCAGUGAAAUAUGGAGAGAAAAUGGUCUCAAAACAUCUGUGGGUGCCAAUGUUUGAUUUGUAGCGCAUACAAAACAUUUUUGUGUGUACUUGUAAUUAUGUAUUUACAAAUACAACUUAUGCAGACACAACUUGAAAUUUGUGCGUGCAUGAUGCAUUUAAAUACUGGUAGAAUGCUGGGUCAACAGAGUCUUUGCAUCACCUUUUCCCUCUUAACUUAGUCCUUUCACCUAAUAGUUGUUUGUUACACAUUAAAAAGUCAACUUCGAGUGCUGUGAUAAUCAAUUAUUCUUUUUUUUAAGUAUUUGUCAACAUCUAUAGAGGGAAACAAUGCUGAUGACUCAGCCUUCUAGCUGCACUUAAAGGCAUCACAAAUCUGGAGAAGUGAGGAAUUGAACCCCUCGUGCACUUGUAGUAAGUAAAGAAUUAAUAAAGAAUUAAAUAAUACAUAAAUCAAUUUUGAAUUCAUUUUAAGCUGCUGUAAUUUCAAGUUGUGUGUGUGUAAAUUGUAUUUUGUUUUUGAUAUAUUUUGGUACAUGUGAAUAUACAAUUGCAAGUACACAAAGUUACGCAGAAAAUGUUUUGUGUGCGUUACAAAUCAAGAAUAAUGCACUUUAAAUAGAUUAUUUUCUCUCCAUAGUGGGACCUCAUGUGGCAGCAGUCUGUAAUGACUUGCUUAACAUUUUCUAUUUUUUUACCUCAGAUCUCUGCGCUGUGCUCAGUUUAGUUCAGGAAGCAAUUCUCCGUCGGUUUGGUUUGAAAUCCGCUCCAUUUCCUCUGAAAAAUCAGCCAGAACUUUUGGACCUGGAAACAGACAUCCUUAAGGAUCUUGUUGGCACGAGCCCCUGCUUUAGAAACUCUGCCGAUGACAACAAAGAUAUCUUCAUUUUUCAGUAAAAAGUUUUUCGGAAAAUUACUUUUGUUUAAGACAAAUUUCUUUCUUGUGUGACUUAACUGAUGUGACAAGUUUAUUUCAUGUCAAAGGCAGAGAAUUUCCUUUAACCAGAGUUCUGUCACUCCAUGCAAACAGGCAUGGAACAAAAGAGCUGAACUAACAGUAAUCUGAUUCAUGAACUUUGUGUUGAAAUGUGGUUGUUUUAUUCUUCCCUUGAUGUUUUCCUCCACAGGAUUUUGUUGUAGCAUUGAUUUUGAGUUAUUUAAGGCUGUCUGUAACUUGUGCCUGUCACAGUAAUUUGCCUUAAAGUGCUUUUGGGGAAAAAAUAAACCUCCUUUCUAUGUGUACUUUGUAAUCUUUUGUAAUGCUGUUUUAGAUUUUUUUUGGCGAAUGAUUAUUUUUAUUGAUCUAGGUUGUUCUUACAAGUAUACUGAACCUUUAUUUUUGUGUAUUUUUAAACCUGUUCUUGACUCUGCUUUAACAAGCCUAAGGACAGAAGACGGUCUGUAAUAAACUGCAUAGUUUAGCUGUAUUUUGUACUUGGUCACAAUGUGUAAUAAACGUAAAACAAACA
Messenger RNA from Oryzias melastigma (Indian medaka), 4339 nucleotides. RefSeq names its product regulatory factor X, 2 (influences HLA class II expression) (gene rfx2). The coding region runs from base 132 to 2345 and encodes 737 amino acids. The record is from RefSeq and is a predicted model, not a curated record. The transcript has 18 exons. Gene Ontology annotation, molecular function: RNA polymerase II cis-regulatory region sequence-specific DNA binding; DNA-binding transcription factor activity, RNA polymerase II-specific. Gene Ontology annotation, biological process: regulation of transcription by RNA polymerase II. Gene Ontology annotation, cellular component: nucleus. Lineage: Eukaryota; Metazoa; Chordata; Actinopteri; Beloniformes; Adrianichthyidae.